AUGCAUUGGAAUUGGAUGCCGAAUUUGUUACUGGGACUGGCGCUACUGCAACUGCUGCUGUUUAGCGCCUGCGUGGAGGGGAGACGACGCAGAAGGGGGCAUCAGGUGCAGCUGAAGCGGCAGAAAAAUCGCGAGGAGUCGCUCAAGUAUCUGCAAUACGAGACGACGGCGCUGCGUGCCAAGUUCGGGCUAAAGACGGUGAGAGCGCUGCAGAUUAUGUCUGCCAGCAAAGGGAAUGCGGAAGUGCCGCUGGGCAAUGCCUACAAUACGGAAUAUUAUGGCAGCAUUAAGAUCGGCAGCAGCCAAACCUUCAAGAUAUUGUUCGACACGGCCUCAUCCAAUCUAUGGGUGCCCUCGGUACAGUGCCCCGCCGACAGCUGUCUGCAGCUGCAGCGCUACGACUCCAGCCUGUCCAGCAGCUAUGUGGCCAAUGGCAGCGCCUUUGAGAUACAGUACGCCACGCGCAACAAUCAGGCCACCAUUCUGAAGGGUUUCCUCUCCACGGACACCGUUCAGCUGGCAGGCCUGAGCAUCAAGGGGCAAACGUUUGCGGAGAUUACCUCGCUGCCCCCGGACGUCUUCAGUCGCUCCAACUUCGAUGGCAUCUUUGGACUGGGCUUUGAGCAGAUCUCGAUUGGGGAUGUCAAGCCGCCCAUGUACAAUCUGAUCGAACAGGAGCUCAUCUCGCAGCCGACGUUCUCGUUCUAUCUCAAUCGCAACAAUACGGGCAGCAUCGACUCCAAUGGUGGCACGCUGCUGCUGGGACCCAGCGAUCCAACUCUGUACAGCGGCUGCCUGACCUAUGUGCCCUUGUCCAAGGUCGGUUACUGGCAGUUCACCGUCGCCAGCAUUGUCCUCGGCAGCAGCAACAAGCUCUGCAGCAAGUGUCAGGCCAUUGUCGAUGUCGGCACCUCACUAAUUGUUGCUCCUCGCGCCGCACUCCAGAGCAUCAAUGCGCAGCUCGGACUGACCGAGGCGGACAAGCGCGAUGGCGUCUAUACGUUGCCCUGCUCCCGUGUGUCCACGCUGCCGAGCAUCACAUUCAACAUUGGUCGGCGCGAUUUCGUGCUGCCCCCCGCCAGCUAUGUGGUUCAGUAUAAGGAUGUGUGUGUUUCGGGCUUCACCAGCUUGGAUGAUGGCAGCGCCGAGCUAACCGACGACCGUGGCACGGACUACGCUAACAUUUGGGUCUUGGGUGAUGUGUUUAUGGGCCCCUUCUAUAUGGAGUUCGACAUGGAGUACAAACGCGUUGGCAUAGCGCCUAAGAUCUAG
Molecule: messenger RNA, 1272 nt
Organism: Drosophila novamexicana
Lineage: Eukaryota; Metazoa; Arthropoda; Insecta; Diptera; Drosophilidae
Product: aspartic proteinase A3-like
Exons: 1
Coding region: 1-1272 (423 amino acids)
Biological process (GO): proteolysis; cell death
Cellular component (GO): lysosome
Molecular function (GO): aspartic-type endopeptidase activity
Source: RefSeq, a predicted model, not a curated record